Messenger RNA from Closterium sp. NIES-67, 7030 nucleotides. NCBI's taxonomy places the organism in Eukaryota, Viridiplantae, Streptophyta, Zygnematophyceae, Desmidiales, Closteriaceae. The record is from the annotation of a GenBank genome assembly.
GCCGCAACCAAACAGAGUUGUCUUGUCUUGUCUCCUCCAUGUUUCUUUCUUGAUGCGUGCUUCUCCCUUUCUAUUGAGGAGCCCUUACAUCUCUGGCUAGCAAUCGACCGUAGUGCAAUCUCUGGUGCGUGCGAUUGGUUGGUAUUGAGAAUUCUAAGAAGCCAACACUUCCGUUGUUGAGAUUUAGGCAUCUUGAAGUUCAGCUGCUAUCGUGAUUUAGCUGCUGCGGAUCAGCCAUCUCAAAGCGCCAUCAAGCGCUUAUGAAUCAGUUGCUAUAGAGUGCGCGUUCGGAGCUCUGUGGCUGGAUCGAUCAUACCGUGCUUGCGACGAUCCGCCUGUCUCCUGCGACGAUCCGUCUGUCUCCUGGGUCCGCCUGCUUCUUGCGACGAUUCUCCUGUCAGCCGAUCCGCCAGCUGUGAUCUCAAAUCCGCUGGGCCCGCCCUACGGCGCUCAAAGAGAACAAGCCAGAGACUACGAUUUUUGAGGCGCCUUAAAACCCGAUCCGCCAGCUGUGACUUCAAAUUCGCGGGGCCCGCUCUACGGCGCUCAAGGAGAACAAGCCAGGGGCUACGCUUCCAAAAAAGAGCCAGUAUCAGGCACCAGAGGCAUCAGCUUUCCGACUCGCGGCAAUCCCGAUAAGCCAAGCUUGGCGCGAGUUCACAGUGAAAAAUCCAAGUCCCAAGUUUCAGGUCUCCGGGACUCAAGAUCUCGAGUCUCUUGGCACAGAUCUCAAGUCUCUUGGCACAGAUACCAAGUCUCUUGGCGCGUCACGGCUCUUGAGGCGGCGCCUCAGGAGCUCUCGUUGAGUCUGCGCGACUAUGGCUUCCGCCGCCCUCUCCGCUUCCGCCGCUUUCUCCGCUCCCGCCGAAACUUUCCGCCCGUGCGGGCACGCGCACGCGGACUCCGCAUCCCGCCUCUCCUCGCUCUCGACCCUCAAGGCCUUGCAAGAGCAUUCCCUGGGUAAUCUUCGCAAUUCCCCCAAUGCCGUGAGUGUAAAGCCCUUGGAAGUGGGAUCCAAGGGCGUUUCGAAGGGAUCUCACCAGCGAUUCGCGCAUCUUCGUCUGUCCGUGCGUGCCACGUCAGCAUCGUCCUUCCCCCCUGGCGGAUCCUACGGGUCAGCCAAUCGGAGUGCUGCAAACAGAUCUGUCUCGCCCCAGCCCCUCCUCUCCAAGCUGACGUCAGCAUCGCCAUGUCAAGGGUCCAGUCAGCAGUUGGUCGAGUUUCCGUCGAGCAGGCAUACUUUUGCCGCCAACGACGCGAUUGCCACGUCAGGGCCGGUCAGCAGCCCAGAAACUUUCGACCUGACUGCCCGUGGCGAGGAGAACGGCAGCAGCAGCACCUCGGGCAGCGGAGAUUUCAUUCCGCUGCCCGAAGGAACGUCGUCGCGGGCCAGAGUGGGGAUUCCCGCUUCAAGGGUUUUUAACAUGCAGCUGGAAAAACCGGUGGUUCGAAAUUCGCCCCUCUUAAACCCUGCCCGCCCCUUACGCCGUCCAAAUCCAAGUUCCGUAGUAAACCCCCGCCCGUCUAACUUCGCGUCGGUUUACAAGCCGUUCCAAGCGCGCGAGCUGUCGCCGCAGAGAGUUAGGCGGCCUUCGGGGCCGAACGAUGGAUCGGCGGAGAGUGACUGGGCGGAUAGGGGCGACGAGGGGUCAGGGUUUUACGGCAGCCGCCGCAGUGGUGGCGGUAGUACCAACAGCAGCAGCACAUACACGCGGAGGGGCGUCAGCAGCAGGGGCAUCAGCAGCAGCAGGCGCAGCAGGAUUGUCAAUUCCGGGAUCCCUGGGACCCCUGGCACCAACAGCACAACGGGAGGGCGUGCCGCUCCCCCUCUCUCCGUUGCUUUCCCCCACCCCCCUGUGUCCCCCCGCCCCCGUGUUUCCCCCCGCCCCCCCGCUUCCGCGGGGCAGAAGGCGGAGGCGCUGCGGAUUCUGAGGGACAUGCUGGCGGAAGCAGGGCGCAGGGAGGAGGAGAUGCGCGGGGGUCAGGGUUUGGGGUUUAAGGCGGGUGAGGGUUUUAGGGGGGCAGUGGAGUUUAGGGUGGGGGAGGGGGAGGGGGAGAAGGACGGGGUGGGGAGGAGGGGAAGGGAGAGUUCUAUGGGCGUGCGGGGGGGUAGGAGUGUGAUGGAUGAGUUGAUUGACUCGUUCGGGGGUGAUAACAACGAGGUGAAAAAAAGGGAGGUAGCUGAAUCAGCAGCAGUCUCACCCCCCGCAGCAGCACUAGCAGCAAUGCCACCAGCAGUGCCGGCAGCAGCACCAUCAGCAGCUGUGCCGAAGUCUGUCCCUGUGCCUCCUCGUGAAUCUCCCGUUCGGCUUCACUUCCCACCUGCUGCUCCUGCUGCUCCUCCUGCUCCUGCUGCUCCUGCUGCUCCUCCUGCUCCUGCUUCCGAGGUUUCUGUCCCUGUUCCCCCGGCUUCUCCUGUUCCUGCUCCUGCCGCAGAUACAGCUGUUUCUGUAUCUGACCUAGGUGCCUCUGCUCCGGUCUUUGAUUCGGAUCAUAGCCUGGCGGCUACGUCCGCACAUUUGAACCAGCAGCAGCAGCAGCAGCAGCAGCAGCAGCAGCAGCAACAGCAGCAGCAGCAUAAGGAGGAGGAGGAGAAGUUGCAGGAGCAGCAGAAGCAGAAUCUCCGCGUGGCAGAGGAUAAGCCAGCGACAGCAGCAGCAGCAGCACACCAGGAGAUCCUUCAACCGUCGGCUACAAUAGCACUGGAGGCACAAGAGACACACGAGGUACAAGAGGCGUCUAUCGUUUUCAGGGAAUUUCGGGCAAUGGAUGCCCGAGAAGUGGAGAAGGCAGAGGCGGAAAGAGCAUCAGAGGGGGAGACAGCAGAGGAGACAGCAGAGGAGACAGAAGAGGAGGAUACAGAAAAGCAGGAUGGUUUAGCACCUGUGACUCACCAUCGCCCUCUCCCUCACAAGGCGGACGAAGGCGAGGGUGAGGGUGAGUCAUCCACUGCAGUGCAACGGGUGCACGUGGGUGUGCCCCUGCCCAUUCAACUCGGCUCCUCCCUCCCCUCCCUCCAAGCCAAACCUUCCUUGGCUCGCAAGCCGGUUUUACCAAGUGCGCAAGUCGAGGGGCGCUGGGGUGAAUCAGGGGCUCGUCCUUGGGCCCAGCCGCACAUGCACAAGACCUCCGUGGCUGUUGCUUUUGUGCCUGCUGCCGCUGCUGCUGCUGCUGCCAAAGCCGCUGCUGCUGCUAGAGCCUCUUCAAUGGCGCCCCCUGUCGCUGUGUCUGCAGUGCCUGCUGAUGUAGCUUCUGCUGUGCCUCCUCGUAAGCCUCUUGCUCCUCCUCCUGCUGCUGCUGCUGCUGCUGCGCCUUUUCCCUCUCCCCCUCCUGUUUCCGCUCCUUUCCCCUCUCCUGCUCCUGUUGCUGCUCCUCUUGCCUCUCCUUCCGGGGCUGAAACUGCUGCUGCUGCUGCUGUCCCGCCUGCUCCCACUGCUGCUGUUGAAUCUCCUGCGUUGCCUUUCGAACCUAGCACGGACACAGCAGCAGCAACACUUCCCAAACCUGAGCCACCGAGCCUCGCUGGACCCGAGCCUGAAUCGGAGGUUCGGCAAAUCAGCAACACCCUGGUUGGCCAAUCCGAGGACGUGCCUGUGCUGCAGGCUCGGCCCAAGCCUGUGAGGCCCAGAACUGGUUCGGGCGAGGCUCGGGGAUCUUCUGCUGCUGGGGUUCUGUCUGCCGGACCUGUUCGGAUCUUCAGACCGCUAGGUACAGUCAAGGAGGAUGCCUAUACAGAACGUGUUUAUAACGAAGCAGGAGCUCAGGCGAGGGGAAGUGCCUAUAGUCCAGUGCACGUUCAGCCUGCAGGGGGUGCUUGUAGUGAAGGCCACGUGGCAGAUAUGGGAAGGAAAGAAAUGGAGAGAGGAGGAGGAGGAGGGGUGGGAGAGGGAGAGGAGCAAGGGGAAAAAAGGGGGAAUGAAAGAAGGGCAGAGGGAGAGAGGGGGGGAAUGGUGAUGGCCGGGAGGAGGAGGUGGAGGAAGGAAGGGGGAGUGUGGAAACUGGAAGGGGAAGGGGAAGGGGAGGGAGCAGGGGGAGAAGUUGAGGGAGGGAAAGAGGAGGGGGGGCGGAGAGGAAGUAGUGUGGAUGCGGGGGUUUCACAGAAGGAACCCAAUGCGGUAACACAUUCCGUUUUGGGCACAGGAAGGGUUACAGGAGGUUCGGUGGAGGCACGGGUGAGAGCCGGGGAGGAGGUGAGACGGCCGGAAUGGGUGGGAGUGGGGGAAGGAGUGGGGGAAGGAGUGGGGAGAGGUGAAGAGAUGAGGAGGAAGAUAGGAGGAGUAGCAGGAGCAGCAGGGACAGGAGGGAGAGGAGGGAGAGCGAGAGAAGAAGCAGCAGCUGCUGCUGCUGCUGCUGCCACUAUUCCAAGAUCCGCCUUUUCCAAAGCCGCUGCUUCGAGACCAGGCCUUUCUAAAUCGGCUGGUGCGAAAGUAGCUAGGUCUAAAACGGGUAUAUCGGGAGCAGAGAAGAGGGAGCAUAGGCGGACGAGCAAGACCGAGAGGAGAGCAGCAAGAGAAGAAGCAGCCAAAGCAGCCGCACCGACACGAGCCGAGAUAGUCGAAGUGGGGAGGGCAGGGAUGGCGGUUAAAGAACUAGCGGGGCUGUUGGCAGUAGGGGAAGGAGAUAUCGUCCGUGCACUGUUCAUGAGAGGCGUUAUAACGAACGUGAAUCAGGUUCUUGACGAGGAUAUGGUGGGCGUGGUUUGUGGGGAGUAUGGGGUGGAGGUGCUGGGGCCUCAGGAGGGGGGUGUGGAGGAACGGGCGAGGAAGGUUCGUGAGUUCGUUGGGGAGGAGGAUAAGGAGCAUCUGGUGGUGCGGCCGCCGGUCGUGACCGUGAUGGGCCACGUGGACCAUGGAAAGACGUCACUUCUUGACUACGUUCGGCACACAAAGGUGGCAGCAGGGGAGGCAGGGGGGAUCACUCAGGCCAUUGGGGCGUACCGAGUGCACGUGCCCUCUGCCGCGGGGAGUGCUAAUGGUGCUGCUGCUGGCGCUGGCGACGGUGCUGCUGGUGCAGCAGACAGCAAAGCAUUUGCAGAGAGGGUUGCUGCCGAGACGUGUGUUUUUCUUGACACACCGGGACACGAGGCGUUCAGUGCAAUGCGUGCGAGGGGAGCUCGCGUGACCGACAUAGCAGUGGUGGUGGUGGCAGCGGACGAUGGGGUCAUGCCACAGACCACAGAGGCGAUUGCGCAUGCCCGUGCCGCUGGUGUGCCGAUGCUGGUUGCCAUUAACAAGAUAGACCGCGAGGGAGCGAGUGUGGAGAGGGUAAAGCAGCAGCUGGGGCAAGCCGGGGUGUUGCCAGAAGAAUGGGGGGGGGAUACUCCCAUGGUGCCGGUCAGUGCCAAGACAGGAGAGGGCGUGGAUCAGCUGCUGGAGACAAUCAUGCUGCUGGCAGAGAUCCAGGAGCUAAGGGCGAACCCCAACCGACCAGCUGUGGGCACGGUGAUAGAGGCCCGGCUGGACAAGCAGAAGGGGCCGCUGGCCACGCUGCUGGUGCAGAAUGGGACGCUGAGGCGAGGCGAUGUGGUGGUGUGUGGGGAGGCCUACGGCAAGGUGCGUGCUCUCAUAGACGACACUGGCACCAAGACAGGAGCAGCAGGCCCAUCCAUGGCAGUGGAAGUCCUCGGUCUCUCAUCCGUGCCUAUAGCGGGUGAUGAGUUCCACGUGGUUGCAUGCACCGACACUGCCAGGGCAUUGGCAGAGGAAGCUGCUGCGAAGGCGCGGGCCGCUCGCCUGGCCGCGUUACAAGGAGAGGCGAAAGUAACGCUCUCUGCUUUCGCCACUGCCUUUGGUGCUUCUGGUUCUGGUGUUGGUGCUGCUGCUGCUUCUGGUGCUGCUGCCUCUGGUGCUGCUGGUGGCGCUGCUGCUGCUAGUGCGACUGCUCUCAACAGUGCUGGGGUGAUUAGAGGAGCAAAAGGAGGAGCAGGAGGGGGGGGAGGAGGAGAGGAGAAGGAGGAGGUGGAGGUGCAUGUGGUGAAUGUGAUUCUAAAGGUGGACUGCCAAGGGUCAGUGGAAGCCAUUCGAGAGGCCCUGGCUGCUCUGCCCCAAGACGCCGUCUCCUUGCGCUUCCUGCUGCAGGCCCCUGGUGACGUGUCAAGCAGCGAUGUUGACCUCGCGGCGUCCAGCUCAGCUGUGGUCUUGGCGUUCAAUGUGGGCGUGCCGGCAGCAGUGGCGGCAGCAGCGGAGGAGAGGGGCGUGCAAGUGAGGCCGUACCGCGUGAUCUACGAUGUGGUGGAGGAGGUUCGGACGCUUAUGGAGGGGCUGCUCGAUACUGUAGAGGAAAGUUCCUUGCUGGGUCGCGCAGAAGUGCGGGCGGUUUUCGGCACCGGCAGCACGCGGGUGGCAGGGGUGAUGGUGACAGAGGGCAGGCUGCAAAAGGGAUGCACAGUUGUUGUGCGGCGCGGUGGGGGGAAAGGCGGCGGUGCUGCUACUGCUGAUGGCAGUGGCAGUGGCAUGGCUGGUGGUCCUAGGAAGGGCGAGGUGGGGAAGGGGAAGAGGGAGAAGGCGAGUGAGGCGGCACCAGGAGGCAAGCAACAACAUUUGGAGGGUCGCUGGGUGCAUUCAGGACAGGCGACGUCCCUUCGACGGGUGAAGGAGCAUGUGGCGGAGGUGGUAACUGGGCUGGAGUGCGGUGUGGGUGUGGAUGGCUUUAACGGGUGGCAGCAGGGUGACUGUAUCGAAGCCUAUGAGGUGACACGCAGGGCUAGGACACUAGAGGAUGCGUCAAAAGAGCUUGCACGAGUGGUGGAGGGGAAGAAAGGGACAUUGGGAAUGGUUUUGACUUAGGGCGGAUUCCUACAGCUGGUGUUAGACAUGACCUUGCAUCAGACUGGCGACAAACCGAGACGCACUGCAUGGAAUAGAAAGAUCAAAUCUUUGCACCGGGCAGGACUGCACGAGUCUGACGCGAGGUCCAAGGAAUGAUCCCUUAGAGCACGCACGGUGUCUAUUGAAGCAUAUUGCAUGAGGCUACAACACCCAGCAUAUGCCUAAGGUCCUUGCAGGAGUGGAGUAAUUCGCUUGUGGUAAUC